Penicillium arizonense is the source of this 126-nucleotide messenger RNA. RefSeq lists its product as uncharacterized. The record is from RefSeq and is a predicted model, not a curated record. NCBI's taxonomy places the organism in Eukaryota, Fungi, Ascomycota, Eurotiomycetes, Eurotiales, Aspergillaceae. The coding region runs from base 1 to 126 and encodes 41 amino acids. The transcript has 2 exons.
AUGGCCAAAGAGAAGCGAAAUCAUACCUGGUCUGCUUUAUUGGCCGCUUAUGAGGAGGGAUACGACCGCGUGGUCAAGCUAUUGCUCGAUCAGGGGAAUCCUUUCAAGGGCAUGGAGAUCGAAUGA